AUGACAGACCAAUCUGUCACCCUGACAGACCACCUAUACCCCUACACAUUGUUACUGAUUACUUUGAUAUUCUCAUUAUAUUCUUACUUGGAUCGAUCUGAUGGAAUGAACAAAUCUGUUGGAAGUUUGCCAUGGCGAAAUCUGUCUGAAAUGGAGGUUGUGAAGAAGUUCAAUAGUGACGCACUUCCAAACAGAACUGACACACGAACUGCAGACGAAAUGUGUAGCAAUUACUCAGAUUAUCAAUGUAUACCACCUCUGAGAAUAUUCGAGGCUAAGUUUCGAGUUAGGAUAGCACCGAAGUACAAAAUCUCUACAUGCCUGAUUCAAAAGUGCAUGUCAACUGUGAUGCAAGCGAUUUUCUGCUUUCUCUCAGAUGAGGACGGCUUUCGUCAGAGCGGAAGGAAAUUCUUCAGUGAAAGUCAGCACAUGAGAUCUUGUGCAAAUCACUUCAAAGCACCAUCGAUGCAAAAUCUUCUAUGGCGUAUAUAUGAGCAUAACGAGGAUGGCUGGAUGCACACUAUGGUCAUUCGCGAUCCUGUAGAUCGUUUUCUAUCGGGAUUCAUUGAUAAAUGCAUCAGGGAUCAUCUACCAGGGGCGUACUGUAAUGGUUGCAAGGCAAAUAUGACAUGCUUCAUAAUCAAGGAAUAUGAGAGGAUGGUGAUAGAGGUAGCUCAACCAAAGUCUUGCAACUUUUCCCAAUCGGGAUUCUGCUAUGGCUUGGAAGAUUAA
Cylicocyclus nassatus is the source of this 732-nucleotide messenger RNA. The record is from the annotation of a GenBank genome assembly. Lineage: Eukaryota; Metazoa; Nematoda; Chromadorea; Rhabditida; Strongylidae.